UCCAAAGACAUGAGAUCUGUCAAAGUCAUGAGAAAAAACCCUAACACGUUGUCUUCCGCUGAUCUUCUUCCUUUUGAUCUGAUUUUAGAAAUACUAACUAGGUUACCGGUGAAGUCCCUUCUCCAAUUCCGAUGCGUCUCUAAAUCUUGGAAUUUACUAAUCUCUGAUCCAAAAUUUGCUAGAAAGCACCUUAACCUGUCAACCACGCCCCGCCGCGUCCUCCGUUUAAGCUACGACACUCCCUCGUACAGGUAUAUUCUAAAUUCUUACUCACUCCAAUCCAUUUUCACGGACGCGGACGCUAACUUCACUCAAUUUGAAUAUCCACUUUUAAAGCGCUCUUCCAUAUAUUACGCUGUUGGCUCUUGUGACGGAAUCCUUUGUUUUGCCAAUCAUCCUACUUUCACCGAUUAUAAACCUUUUGUUGUACUUUGGAAUCCAUCUAUUGCAAAAUUUAAGGAAUUGCCCCCUUUUGAAAACCUCUCGCUGCUCAAAGGGCUCAAUUGGGUUCGUACGUCAUAUGGAUUCGGCUAUGAUCAUGUUUCUCAUGAUUACAAAGUGGUUGUUAUUUACAACCCCACUAAUAGUAAUGGUGUUACUGAAGGCACAACUCAAGCAAAGGUUUAUACUUUGAAUACUGAUUCUUCUUGGAGAACCAUUCAACCUUUCCCUUUCGGUAUUAACUCUAAUUAUACACUAGGAAGAUAUGUAUGCGGUUCAAUGAAUUGGAUGUCCUAUAAUCAACUCACCCAUCGACGCUGUAUUGUUUCUUUGGAUUUAGGCGACGAGUCUUAUCAAAUCAUUUUGCCGCCUACUGACCUGAAAGAUUAUUUGAGAUUGUCUGUCUUGAGGGAUUGCUUGUGCAUAAUCUCUGAUCACGAUGUUUGGCUCAUGGAGGAAUAUGGAAUUCAAGACUCUUGGACUAAAUUGUUCAACGUUACUCACUUGAACUUUUGUGAAGACACAAUCACUAACCUUUGCAUCAGGUUUGGUUGAAGCUGUUCAUACUGGUGCGGCUUUGCGUUGCUGGCCAUCUCCCUCCAAUACUGUAAGUUACAAAUCUUUGCAUGGCAUAUUUAAUCACUUGAUGUACCGGUUUGCAAAAAUGACACUUUGAAUGGUGUGAUUGAAGUCCUCUUUAUUUCACUUGGCAACUAUCAGCUUGAGAUACAAACGAAAAAAGCUAGCAACUGCAUCAUUUUAUAGCGCUUUGUCAUUUGCAAGUUGCUUUAAUUCUUGCAUACACUUUUUUGUUUAUUGUUUAGACACGAGAGCCUAAAGGCUACUCAUCUUUCUGGCCAUCUUUGAACUUGGUUCGACAUAAUUUCAUUUUUUAAUGAUAAAUGCAAAAAGUGUUAAAUUGGACAUGUUUAUGGAAAUGUGUGACGUGUUUUAGCAGUUGCAUUCCGAUGACGAGAUUGACACAGCAGGAAACUAAGGGAGAGGUUGAUGGACCAUGGAGAUAUUGUUCAAUUUUCAAGCUGACAAAGUUGCUUAGUCGGUUAUAAUCUUAGCUAUUGAAUAUUGAUUUCUCAUUUCUUUUAUAUGCCUAAGUUGACGUCUUUAAUUUAGGAUUAUAAUUGUGUAUGCAGUAAACAUUUAUAAUUCAAGUGGAAUAGGCGGAUGGCUGCAUUGAUGUUAUUUCUAUUUUAUUAAUGAUUAUAACAGACUAAGUAA
Messenger RNA from Vicia villosa (hairy vetch), 1677 nucleotides. Its product is annotated as F-box/kelch-repeat protein At3g23880-like. The coding region runs from base 10 to 996 and encodes 328 amino acids. Gene Ontology annotation, molecular function: protein binding. Lineage: Eukaryota; Viridiplantae; Streptophyta; Magnoliopsida; Fabales; Fabaceae. The transcript is spliced from 2 exons. The record is from RefSeq and is a predicted model, not a curated record.